AAGCAACUUCCGGCUGAUUAUACUUACGCGUGUGCGUGUGUUGUUUUAGUUUAUUACAUUUAAGUUUGUGACUGUAAUAAUUGUGUCUGUGUCUGAAUUGCCAUUGUUAUAUUUUCUGUUUCCACUGCAUGUAUUAUAUGAAUUUUGCAGUAAUAUAUACAUCAGUUGUGAAUAAUUAUUAUUGCGGUUUAAUUAACGAAAAUGACUAGAAUGAACCUGGAUGGAGAGUGUCAGGACCUAGCAUCGUUGCGCUUGCGUCAAAAUUAUACAAAAUUAGCCGAAGAAAGGCCAUGGAAGACCACUUCUGCAAAACGUGUGUCACGUGCUUGGAAGAAUUAAGAUUCCCGGCCAGAGAUGGUUAUGACAUGCCAAAGAAAUUCCAGAAACAGUUUGUUUCUCCGACAGACGAUGAUUUGCCAGUUGCUAGGACCGUGGGCUGCUUGGGAUUCAGACUGCCGUCUACCAGCAGCACGACCGCUACUUCGGCCCGGCGCACGACCCGUCCCGCGACUUGUCUCCCAACCUGCCGAUCCACUCGUGCGACUCGUCGUCCAUGGGCGACGUGGAGCCCAGCAACUGCAGUACCAGCAACUGUAGUACCCCCAGCAGCUGCGCCCACCACCGACCACUCCUGCCAUGCAACAACAACUGCGGCAACAGUCUGUGCCGGCUGUCGAUGGCCCGCGGCAACAUCGUGGGGGUCCCAGCGGCUCCUUCGGCAACUGCGAUGCCUUCACCCCUCCACUGUUGCACCCCAAGAUCGAGCAGCACCCGAACCCGGGGACGCCUCCCACACCACCGACCUCGGCAGAAGACGUGGUUGUAUGCGCGGGGUGCGGCCAUCGCAUCUCUGACCGGUUCUAUCUUCUGGCCGUUGACCGACGCUGGCACGCGUCCUGCCUACAGUGCUGCCAGUGUCGACAGACGCUGGACGGGGAGACGAAAUGCUACGCGCGAGAGGGCAACAUCUACUGCAGGAAGGACUAUUACAGGAUGUUCGGCAUGAAGAGAUGUGCGCGAUGUCAAGCCGCCAUCUUGUUCACCGAGAUGGUGAUGCGCGCGCGUGACCUCGUGUUCCACGUGCACUGCUUCACGUGCGCGGUUUGCAACUCGACCUUCAGCAAGGGUGACCAGUUCGGCUUGAAAGACAGCUCCGUGUUGUGUCAGAUCCACUACGAGCUGGCUGUGUCCGAACAACAUCAGUCGCCUUCAUCUGCCACCUUCCCUGGCGGCGGGGGUGGGGGUGGCUCUUACCCGCCUCCGUUUCCAUCCCCCGAGUUUCACGCCCAUCAUCAUCCACCGGCCGCCACACCGGUCUGCCCCGACGGCGCGGUCGGCACCAAAGCGCCCUACUUCAAUGGCUCGACCACGGGGACCACGCGACAGAAGGGACGGCCCAGGAAACGGAAACCGAAAGACUUGGAGACCAUGACUGCGAACCUAGACUUGAGUGCAGACUACUUGGAUGUUUCUUUCGGACGUUCAGGUCCGGGAACUCCGGGAAUUCCCGGAUCCAACGGCCAGCAACGUACUAAGCGCAUGCGCACAUCGUUCAAGCACCAUCAGCUUCGCACCAUGAAGUCGUACUUCGCCAUUAAUCAUAACCCCGACGCCAAAGACCUGAAACAGCUAUCCCAGAAAACGGGGUUGCCAAAGAGGGUGCUUCAGGUUUGGUUCCAGAACGCGAGGGCAAAAUGGCGAAGAAUGAUGAUCAAACAGGAAGGCAAGUCCGGAGACAAAUGCCCUGGAACCGAAUCUGGCAACUCUCUUGCAGACAUGGAGUCGUUCCAGCCACAUGGACCCGGAACCGUGGGUCCGGAGUUCCAUCAGCAAGGACUUCCUCCCCACAGUCCUCCCUUCGUUCUAGGGGGCUCAUCCCCUUCACCGCUUGAGUGCUCUUAGUGCACGCGUCCAAGUGAUAAUUUAAAUUAAUUUGAGUUGAGAGUGGACUGUUAGUGCUUCCCUGAACUCUUGUAUUAUAAAUAACUCUACCUUUAUGGAGCAACUCUCACUGGUUUGCUGUACGUAACGGACGGUUACUAGACAUAAGCGCAAAUUGCGACAAAGUUCCCCAUCAUCAGCGCAAGUAAAUGUUGGUAGAUGCUGAAGGCCUUCGUCGGGCAUCGUUACAGACGUCCUCAAUGGCCUCAGUGAACAGUAUAGUAUCUUACGUAAAAUAAAAUAAAAUACGAUAUUUCUGUUUACAUUAGCCACAAAACGAAAUAUGUGAGAUUUAAAAAAUGUCGUGUCUAGUAAAAUGCAUGUACAUCAGAAUCCUCUGCUGUACUGGUUACUAGCUAAUUAAGUACUGUCAAGUACUUCCGUCUCUACACAAAAAUAUAAUAUAAAUUAAUAUACUCUCAUAUUAAUUUACUACUUUUAAUGUUUAUAUUUACCAGACGUCGUGCCUUUGGUUAUCCUCGCAAACCACUACCAUAUGUACAACUUCUCUUCUGAGGGGUGAGCCACGUCGAAUGUUGAGAAUUAGACAACGUUUCGGCAAACAUUGUGGUUGCCAUCUUCAGGUGAACAUGAAAUAUAUGGGGGUUCUUGGAAACCAUGUACAGAACAGGUAAUAAGUGACGAGUUGGAUUUGAUGGUGCUGAUUGGUGGAGCUGAAGAGCGGGUUGUGUUGUAGCGUAAUUUUCACACGUGUUGCUUAUACACCAUAACACAGUUGUUUGCGAGGAUAGCUAAAGACCCAAAAAUGGACUGAUUAGUUCCGAAACAUGUCUAAUGCAAAAAUAAACAAUAAGUUUUGUAAUAAAUUAGUUUCCGUCUAGUCAAGUAAUACUGGGUAUAAAAAUUGAUUAGAUUGUGAAAUUAUUUCUCGACGUUUUUUGGUAAUCGCUUUGCGUGCGUGAUGGAUACAAAUUUGUCGUGAUUUGCAUUUAAGAGAGACUGUUCAGAACCGUUCACAGUUGGCGUCUCAGCUACUGUGUGCUUUCAGAGGCUCAGAGUGUGAACUCAACAUUUCGACGUCAUUCCACGUGGGGAAGUACCCGGCAGACAUCUUGAACAGUUAUUCCAAGUUUGUGUUUAAAAAGUAAGUGGAGAUAAGUGGGUUGAACGAAAUAAUUUACUGAAUAAUAUUUCAGUGUUUGAAAUGAACUGAAACUGUCUUUCUUGGGUGAAUUAUUUAUUCAGGAAAACAGCGUUUCAAAGAUCGUGCAUAUAAUUUUGAAAUCGUAUGGCCUACAGAGGCCUACCUCAGACUUAGAGGAACAAAAUUAGUGAAGUAGAUGGUAAUUUGACAUGAAUUUUCCACACCUUUAUGUUUAUCAAUAAUGGCCCAUUAAAAUAAUUAUUUUACAAA
This is a messenger RNA of Zootermopsis nevadensis, 3316 nucleotides long. RefSeq names its product apterous (gene ap). Gene Ontology annotation, molecular function: RNA polymerase II transcription regulatory region sequence-specific DNA binding; DNA-binding transcription factor activity, RNA polymerase II-specific. Lineage: Eukaryota; Metazoa; Arthropoda; Insecta; Blattodea; Termopsidae. Gene Ontology annotation, biological process: regulation of transcription by RNA polymerase II; neuron differentiation. The record is from RefSeq and is a predicted model, not a curated record. Gene Ontology annotation, cellular component: nucleus.